Molecule: messenger RNA, 984 nt
Organism: Glycine soja
Lineage: Eukaryota; Viridiplantae; Streptophyta; Magnoliopsida; Fabales; Fabaceae
Product: peptidyl-prolyl cis-trans isomerase, chloroplastic-like
Exons: 6
Coding region: 97-585 (162 amino acids)
Biological process (GO): protein folding; protein peptidyl-prolyl isomerization
Molecular function (GO): peptidyl-prolyl cis-trans isomerase activity
Source: RefSeq, a predicted model, not a curated record
UCUCUUACGGCUUUCAGUUUCACGCCGUGUCUUCUCUUCGUUUUGGGCAAAUUCGCAAUCAAAACAGCAAGGGAAGGUUCGAGUGAGUGAGUGAGUAUGGCGUCUUCAUUAUCUGCUCAAUUGGUUCAAUGUCAGAAUUCACUUCCACCUCUUCAGGCUAACUUUAGCCAAGAUGUGUCUAAGGUUCAAAGGUCACAUGUGGUAUGUUGCGGUACCAAAUCACCGAUUGGUUAUGGUAAAACAUUGACAUCAAGAUCACAUAAUGCCCUGAGGUUUUCUGUCACGCAACAAUCUGAAGCAAGGUCAAUUCGAUAUAGGAGAAUGACAUGUGUCAAUGCUGCAGAUAGUAUCAAGCUGAACAGUCUUUGUACAGAUGAGAAAGGAUAUGGUUACAAAGGAAGCUCCUUCCAUCGUAUAAUCAAAGAUUUCAUGAUUCAGGGUGGAGACUUUACAGAAGGAAAUGGAACUGGUGGAAUUAGUAUCUAUGGUCCUAGUUUUAAAGAUGAGAGUUUUGCCUUUUCAACACUUUCUUGCUGUGAAGCAUGUCGGUCCUGGAAUUCUGAGCAUGGCGAAUGCUGGUCCUAAUAAUAAUGGUAGUCAAUUUUUCAUUUUCACUGUAAAGACUCUAUGGCUAGACAAUUGGCACGUUGUAUUUGGACAUAUCAUUGAUGGAAUGGAUGUUGUGAAGACACUUGAAUCCCAGGAGACGAGUAGGUCAGAUGUCCCUCGGAAACCUUGCAGAAUUGUUAAUUGCGGAGAACUGCCUAUAGAGGGUUGAUCUUUACGUGGAAGCACAUCACUUCUGAUUUUCAGUUCAAUUUCCAAUUUUCUGAUUGUCCCUUAUUAAUCAUGUUAAUGUGUCUGAAUUAUCAUUAGUGGCUGCCAAAUUGGUUGACUUCCGGAGACACAGCGGAGAUACCACAUCCAUAUUUUGUAUGACUAGACUCAUGCUUAAUCCUUAUAAGAAUAGUAUUCUCUUUUCCA